UAAACGAAAUGGAUACUUCAAAAUAUCUCUUCCUUUUAUCCAUAAACUUCUUUUUUUCGUCCGUGCUGUCGGUUCAGAUGUGUGAUGUUAUUAUUGAAAUUGCGUUGGCGAGAAAUCAGUGCAUGGCACAGGUGGAGUUAGAGAACAUCACUUCAGGUUGCAUGGGAAUGUGGGACAACAUCAGCUGCUGGCCCUCCGCCAGAGUGGGAGAGGUGGUGACUAUCCCCUGCCCAGACUACUUCAAGUACUUCAGCAACCAGCACAAGGGCAAUCUGUCAAAAACAUGCACACUGGAUGGAUGGACUGAGAUGCCCCCCAUUGCCUACGCCCUGAACUGUGGUUAUAAUCCCAACAGCACCAUCGGGGAAGAAGCGGGGAAAUUCUUUUGGUCGGUAAAGAUUGGCUACACCAUCGGCCACAGUGUGUCUCUGAUCUCACUCACUGUGGCCAUCAUCAUCCUGUGCUUCUUUAGGAAGCUCCACUGCACCAGAAACUACAUCCAUAUGCACCUGUUUGUGUCCUUCAUACUGAAAGCCAUUGCUGUCUUCAUUAAGGAUGUGGUCCUCUACGAAGUGGGGGAGACCGAUAACUGCUCCUCUGAAUCAGUGGGGUGCAAAGCUGUCAUGGUCUUCUUCCAGUAUGGCAUCAUGGCCAGCUUCUUCUGGCUCUUAGUAGAAGGCCUGUAUCUCCAUGCCCUAUUGGCUGUUUCAUUCUUCUCUGAGAGGAAAUAUUUCUGGUGUUAUAUUCUGAUUGGCUGGGGAGGCCCAACGGUUUUUAUCACAGCAUGGAGCAUCACAAAAGCCUACUUCAAAGAUGUUGGAUGCUGGGAUAUCAUUGAAAAGACAGACCACUUCUGGUGGAUCAUCAAGACACCAAUUUUAGCAUCAAUACUGAUGAACUUCAUUCUCUUCAUCUGCAUCAUCCGUAUACUCCGUCAGAAGAUAAACUGCCCAGACAUAGGGCGGAAUGAAUCAAACCAGUAUUCGAGGUUGGCAAAAUCUACUCUGUUACUGAUUCCUCUCUUUGGCAUAAACUAUAUAAUAUUUGCCUUCAUCCCUGACCACAUGAAUGCUGAGAUAAGGCUGGUGUUCGACCUCAUCCUGGGGUCAUUUCAGGGGUUUGGAGUGGCAGUGCUAUACUGUUUCCUAAAUGGAGAGGUGCAGGCAGAGAUUAAGAGGAAGUGGAGGCGGUGGCACUUACAGCGUUUCCUGGGCUCUGACACAAAAUACCAGCAGCCUUCCCUGGGCUCCAAUGGCAAUAAUUUCAGCACCCAGAUCACUGUCCUCACCAAGGGCAGCCCCACAACACGCCGUCAGUCCACUGGCCAGGACGACUUCUCUGCACUCUGA
Molecule: messenger RNA, 1349 nt
Organism: Megalops cyprinoides (Indo-Pacific tarpon)
Lineage: Eukaryota; Metazoa; Chordata; Actinopteri; Elopiformes; Megalopidae
Product: vasoactive intestinal polypeptide receptor-like
Exons: 13
Coding region: 9-1349 (446 amino acids)
Biological process (GO): cell surface receptor signaling pathway; adenylate cyclase-modulating G protein-coupled receptor signaling pathway
Cellular component (GO): plasma membrane
Molecular function (GO): peptide hormone binding; G protein-coupled peptide receptor activity; vasoactive intestinal polypeptide receptor activity
Source: RefSeq, a predicted model, not a curated record